CAGCAGCAGUGGCAGGUCAUGGCACGUUACACCAUCUCAGCAGCAGCCCAGGGCUGUUUAGGCAAAUGAGAGUGUGUGGCUGGCAGAGGCAGGGCAUUUACCCUCUCUCCCCCUCUCUUUACUGCCUCUUAUUCAAAUUUGGGUCAGGGGUGAGGAUUUCUCACGUCACACACAAGCUUGCAGGCAAGAUGGCGCUCGGAAAGCUGUGAGAUGUGAAAACAGAAUGACUGUUUGAAGAGCUUCUCUCGAUGCAUUAAGGUUUCAUAGGUGAAGAAAAAGAAGUUGGAAAUGGAAUUGCCAAAUCAUGCCAAACAAUUGCUGCUGCAGCUAAACCAACAAAGAGCCAAAGGUUAUCUGUGUGAUGUGAUCAUAGUAGUAGAAAAUGCCCUUUUUCGGGCCCAUAAGAACAUCCUGGCUGCCAGCAGUAUCUACUUCAAAUCCCUUAUCCUUCAUGACAACUUGAUUAACCUCGACACGGACAUGGUCAACCCGUCGGUUUUCCGGCAGGUUCUGGACUUUAUUUAUACUGGCAAGCUUUUGUCAUCUGAUCAGUUCAGUGACCACAAUUUCAAUGCCCUUCUAACGGCAGCAAGCUACCUCCAACUUCAUGACCUGGCAGCUCUCUGCAGGAAGAAGCUCAAGCGUAAUGGAAGAUCCCUUCUUAAUAAACCAACCACACCUACCAAUGGAAGAACGUCUAGGAACCAAAGGCUGUCCUCUACACCUGUAACUCCAAACCAAAUGUCAGGGUUAAAAGACAGUGAGAAGACAAAGAGGCAUGAGGAGCUACUCAAAGAUGACUUGUCUGAGGACGAGAUGUUUGUGAGAAACACCCACUGUGCAACCUCAGCAAAUUCGCUCAGUCCCUCAACGAGUAAGAAUGGAAGCAAUGGCAGUUGUGGCAUGCAGGAACUUGGCCUAGACCUUUCCAAGAAAAGCCCCUCAGGGAGCACAGCCACUGAAGAAGUAAGUCCCAGCAGCAUCCCACAAGAAUCACCUCAAUCUGCCUCAGAAUCCACAGCCAACAGUGCCUCAUUUGAUGAGAACACCAACACGCAGAACCUCACCGCUGGAGAGCCCAUGGAGCUAGGUGGAGGAGAAUGCGAAGAGAGCCAACCGCCUCCGGACAUUGAACGGCAUAAAACUUCCCGGCAGGUCGCCCGGCAGAGGCGGCAACCCAAGAGUGAAGGCAACAAGGGUGAAGAUGCAGAACGAGGAACUUUACCCAACGGAGUUGCCAAAAGAUUGAACGUGGCUGGGGAGAGGCUCCCUGGUGGAGGAAAUGGCAAUUCUGAAGUAUCCUUCCAGUGUAAAGAUGACGAGGAAGGUUUGGAGAAUGGACAGGAGCAAAGUGAAGAGAGUGGACAGAGCGAGAGUGAAGGUGGGCGGAAUAGCGCCAAUUACGUCUACCGCCAGGAAGGCUUUGAGCCUGCCCUUGGUGACAACCUUUAUGUUUGCAUCCCCUGUGGUAAAGGCUUCCCGAGUUCCGAGGAACUGAAUGCCCACGUGGAGACCCACACAGAGGAAGAGUUGUACAUCAAAGAGGAGGAUGAUGAUUCCUAUCCAAAGGAAGAUGAAGUAGAAGCGGAAGACUUGUCUUCACAAAUAACCCAUGUCCAUGGCGCCGAGUCGCGUCGCUUCAGCUGCUCGGUCUGCAACAAAAGCUACAAAGAUCCGGCCACUCUUCGACAACACGAGAAGACCCACUGGCUCACCCGUCCCUUCCCCUGCAACAUCUGCGGCAAGAUGUUCACCCAACGUGGCACCAUGACCCGCCACAUGCGCAGCCACCUGGGGCUGAAGCCAUUUGCCUGCGAGGAGUGCGGCAUGCGCUUUACCCGCCAGUACCGGCUCACAGAGCACAUGCGGGUUCACUCAGGUGAGAAGCCGUACGAAUGUCAGCUAUGUGGGGGCAAAUUUACCCAGCAGCGUAACCUCAUUAGCCACCUACGAAUGCAUACCUCCCCGUCAUAAGCCAAAGACACCUUGAACAGGAGACCCUCAGCAAAAAGAGUCAAUGCACACCUCUUCCUUUUGAAGUACACUGCAAGGAGCCGAUAACCCAAAGCAGGAUUCUCUUCUGCUGUAAAUUACAGGAGGAGCCUUUCAAACAACGAGCCCCAACAAUGGAAAGAAUAAACCAAUCGGUAUGAGUUUAUGGGCAUAUGAAUUAUUUUUUUUAUUUUUUAUUUUAUUUUUUUUAAUUUUGCUGUGAAUGUAAAACUGGGGUACUAAUGCUGUUGUAUGAUUCCUUGGGAUAUUGUGACCACUCUCAAACACUGCAAUCCAUGCAUUGCUUUCAUGAGUCUGUGUGGUCUGUCUGAUUGUUUAGGUUUUUUUUUGGGUAUCCCAGAAAUAUUCCUUCUUUCCAUUCUUGGUCCUUGAUAAAGUAUCACUCUCGAGAGUUCUGGUGGUAUAUUUUAUGUGAAACUCUCAACAAGGUUUGGGCUUGUACUAACCAAGUUAUUCUAUACACAAAGGUUCUAAUUCUUUGAAGUGUCUCCUAAGGGUCUCAAAGAUAGUGUUGUCAGACAUGCAAGAUGGCUUGUCUGUCGUCAUUUAAGUGGUGUUUCAUAAAAGCUUUGUGCAUCCAACCAAACAUUUCCCAGUAUACCUACUCUGCACAUCACAUCCAUUGGCUUAAUUCUAGGUGUAGCUGGAAAACAGGGUCUUUGUAAGUUUAGUACUGUGGUUUUAGCAUGGAUUUACCCUAAUGUACCCUGCUCCUACAUCUGGAUGCAAGCCAAUGGCAAAGUGGUGACGAGAGGCCAUGGGCAUCUUUUUUGUCGUUUACUCACAUAGUAUAUAGGGGUUUACUCUCAAAGAAAAGCCAAACUUAAAGGUACUUGUUUUUAGAUUUCUUUAGAUAACUUAUUGAUAUGCUUCUGUGAAUGUUUUAACUGGAAGUUCUUUCCUUUUUAUUUCUUUGGGAUCAGAGAGGGUUGGGUUGGUUUGGGUGAUGGGUUGGGCAGGGUUCAUUUUAGUGAUAUUGAACUUCAGAAAUUCUGUCGGUACUUUUAUUUUUCACUUUUUUUGAUUACGUAUUUUCCCUUCAUUGAACAAGGCGAGUCCGUAUGGUCCCGUCUCAUUGCUACCUCUUAAUUAAGAACAAUACAUUAAUUGGAACUAGGGGUGUGCGAUAUAUAUCGUCUGCAAUUAAUAUCGUAAUUGUUGUUUUAACGAUGUGCAAUUUGACAUUAUCGAGUAUUUUGCAAAAACCAAACAGAACACCUACGGAGCUAGUGCACACAUACAUUACAUGAUGAAGUCUAGACUAGGGCGCGUGCGCAUUUAGAGUGUGUUCUUUCACUGCAUGAUUCAGUCUAAUAAAAUGCAUUAAGAAUGAUCACAAAAUUCAAGAUAUGGGGGCAGAAAAUGUGUGUGUAUAUAUCAUUUCAUAUGGUUAAAAUCACAUGAAGAGUGCCGUGUUUUUCUUCAAAAAUAAGCAUGAUUACAAAUGUGAUGUUGAUUUUAUACAAAGAAACUUACGUUUUAGACACCAUAUUGCCUGUUUUUGCUCCAUUUCGCCAACAAAAAAAUAAUUCCAAACAGCGACAGCACUGUUUUGCGUCUCUGAGCAACAUGAUGAUGUUGUUUCUUUCCUGAAUGAAUCCACCGUUUAAAUGAUUCGGUUCAGUCGCAAUGACUCACUUGCUGCCACCUACUGGCGGUUUUAAUUUCACAUUCAAAGUAUCUUUUCAUUUUAAAAUAAUUUCAAAUAUCAGUAUUCAAUGUUUUAUGUUUAAAAUAUCAAAACAUUAUGCAUUUAAAUUAAGGUUAAAGCACUCCAUGUCCCUGUGCGCUGCAUUAAACAGUGUGUAAAUGCAUCUAAAUGCCACUUCAGAUGCAACUUCUGCGAAGAUUAAUUUUGUUGAUGCUGGUCUCAUUUGUUUGGUAACAGCCUAAAUGUCUUAUUAUGCUAAUUGACUGAUUAAAUGUAACAAUUUGAUUCAAAAGAUUCACACUUUUAGGCAAAAAUUUGCUUUAUUAAAAGUAAAAUUGCCCAUAAAAGGUAAAAAUCAAUUUAAACUUAUAUGAAAAGAUUUAUUUCUAUCAAUGAUGUGAAUAUCACACAGAAUAUAAGGAAUAUCAAAAACUGCAGCUGUCCACGGUAGUCCGAUAUCAGCACAAUAACACACUCAAAAUAUCGUCUAAUUAUCGUUAUUGAAAAAAUCCCCAAAAUAUCGAGAUAUCAUUUUAAUUUUUUUAUCAAUAUCGCACACCCCUAAUUGGAACUAUGGAGGUCUCUGAAUAUAGAUGUAUAAAGUUUGCUGAGGCUUUCAAAGUAGUUGUAACCUGCCCAUCAACAAAGGUUUUAAGUUUUAAAAGCAUUCAUGUAGAGAAUAGCUUCUUCGGGCGCAUGUAUUUAAGGUAUUGAGAGUUUUAUGUCAGAGAAAUCCAAAGAGAAAUUUAAUAUUGGGGAGAAUGGCUUACCAACAAACGUUUCCUGUAGAAUAUCCCUACCAAAGUUUUUAGAUUGCAUUGCAGGAGGUAAGGAUGUACUUUUGUCUUUUAGUUCUUGACGAAGAGCAAUGUAGUGGGAUGUUAGUUUGUACUUGACAUUUUACUAAAAACCAAUGAACUUCUUCUGGUGGUUGGUGGGCCGCUGGCUUUCCAUUUUUUUGAAGUUUACAGUAGUUUUUUCAAGAGUGUCUUUUGGUUUCUUACUUUGUCUGCAGAGAGACUUUGAAGAACUUCAGAAGGACUAAUUUAUUUGAGUUCAGACCAAGAGAAAACCACAUAGCAAGUGUCGUAGGUUCUUGUGUUACAUGUUGACCACACUUGGAAAGCUUACUGAAUGAGGAGGAAUUGAUGCACUGGAUUGCUUAUUAGCCAUCUGCUCCAAAUAAAACCUUUUUCUAAAACCAUGCUAAGUUACAUGGCAUCAAGUAAAAACCAUUAUCAUUUACUCAUUCGAGGUAUUAUGUAAAGCAUGCAUGUUGAAAAGAAUUUAAGGUUAUUCAAAAUGCUGGCAAUUGUGUCGGGUGAAUGUUACAUGAUCAGUGUUGGGUAGACGCUGAUGGAUGUAUUUAUAGUUCAGUGCUGAAUUCUUUGCUGCCAUCUUCAUUUCAUAACUCGGUUACGGAUGAAUUAUUUCGCCAAUCCCAGUGUAUCACAUUCCAUGUGUAAUUCUUAGCCUUCUUAAUGUAAAAGUCUUAAUGGCAUUCCUUUUUUUUGGGAUAUGUAUUUUUUUUUUUCUGGUUCUUUCUCCAAAGUCGUGUGUUUGGGCUUGCUAACGAUGAACUUUGGGGUGCAGCUAUAGUCGUGCUAACAGAGCAGUGUUUACGGACGCCUUUUUCCUGGAAUUCUUUCGGCCUUUAAUUUGCCUGCUCAAACUUUGUUUUUUCAUAGAUUUUUAAAGUCGUCUCCAUUAGUUAUUCAAGUCGGUAUACUGAACUCAUUCCAUUUACACACAGUAUUCAUGUGAUUUCAGCAUAGCACCAAAACUAACCAAAAUAGCCAGUUAUAGUUAACUUUAAACCAAUGCAAGUCACCAAAAUGUCUUAUUUUCUAAGUUGUGCACAUCUUGGAUGUUAGAUUUUGUUUUGUUACAGUAUAAGUGCGCUCUGGGGUUGAUUCACACCUCAACUCAGGGAGACUUUUGAAAUAUUUUUUGUCGUCAAACGUACUGAACAGGAUUCCAGGAAAAGGUUCCCAUUGAUAUCUUGCUAAUUUACAAGCACUUAAUUUGAAUACCAUCAAAAGACGGUGUCUUGGGUGAUACGAGGCUCUGUUAUUGAUUCCAGCGUUUUGAGACUAUAGCUGAGAGAACUGGGAGAGCGGAAAAAAGGAUGACAAAGUUUCAAACUGUGACAAUAAUGUUUCUACUUCAAAGCUUCAGGGAUAGUUCUGCAUAUUUUGAAAUGCGGAGCUUUCGACUACAUUUGUAAGACUGUGUCAAUUUCUGUAUUUUAUUGAUGAAAAGCAAAACACUAGUUUCCUACGAAAUAGAUUUUACGAGUGUGUUCCCAUUUCAAAACGCCUUCAAAAAAACAAAAAAACAAAAACAAAGCCAGAUAUGUACAUGGAAGAGUUUUACUUUUAAGUUCUAGAGUGUUUUUGAAAAAAAAAAAACAAGAAAAAAAAAAAACAA
Molecule: messenger RNA, 6094 nt
Organism: Onychostoma macrolepis
Lineage: Eukaryota; Metazoa; Chordata; Actinopteri; Cypriniformes; Cyprinidae
Gene: hic2
Product: hypermethylated in cancer 2
Exons: 2
Coding region: 289-1974 (561 amino acids)
Biological process (GO): regulation of transcription by RNA polymerase II
Cellular component (GO): nucleus
Molecular function (GO): DNA-binding transcription factor activity, RNA polymerase II-specific; RNA polymerase II cis-regulatory region sequence-specific DNA binding; protein binding
Source: RefSeq, a predicted model, not a curated record